This is a messenger RNA of Heteronotia binoei (common prickly gecko), 1039 nucleotides long. It is a transcript of the gene TMEM9, whose product is annotated as transmembrane protein 9. The record is from RefSeq and is a predicted model, not a curated record. Gene Ontology annotation, cellular component: lysosomal membrane. NCBI's taxonomy places the organism in Eukaryota, Metazoa, Chordata, Lepidosauria, Squamata, Gekkonidae. Bases 446 to 955 code for a protein of 169 amino acids. The transcript has 8 exons.
CUUGAAAAGGCCAUGGUUGGCUGCAAAUUAUGUCUGUUAAAAUGAUGUCAGCGGAAGUCAUGAGUGGAGGUUAGGUUGGAGUCUACCGUUUCUAGGAGCUGCGCUGCUGAGAUCCUCUGAUUAGAACUGUACACAGUAUUCUUGAUGUGGUUGUGCCAGAGAUGUACAUAACAGCAUUUUGAUAAUUGUUUUGUUUUCAACCGUGUCAUUUUACACUGGUGAUACCAGGGACUGAACCCAGCAUCUUCAGUAUACAAGUAUUUUGCCUGCAUGCUGUGCAGAAUUUCUCCCUGUUGAUCAAACAGGUAAAGAUCCAAAGAAUUGAUGACCGCAAGAGUUGCUUCCUUUUCUAAGGCUCCUGUGAUGCUCAUGCAGCACAUCUAAGAAACCAUGAAAUUCUUGUCCCUCGUUGCCAUUGUCUGGUGUGUCCUAGUAUCAUCAUCUGAUGCCACCAAGGUGUGGAAGCGAGAGGAGCUUUGAGGACAUCCGCUGCAAGUGCAUCUGCCCCCCAUACAGGAAUAUCAGUGGACACAUUUAUAAGAAGAAUGUGUCGCAGAAAGACUGUAAUUGCCUGCAUGUGGUGGAACCAAUGCCUGUGCCAGGAAAUGAUGUUGAAGCAUACUGCCUGCUGUGUGAGUGCAAGUAUGAAGAACGGAGCACCACCACCAUAAAGAUUAUAAUCAUCAUUUACCUCUCGGUGAUUGGAGCCUUGCUACUCUACAUGGCCUUUCUGAUGCUGGUUGACCCCUUGAUCCGCAAGCCUGAUGCCUACACCCACCCACUGCACAAUGAGGAAGAGAGCGAGGAUGCCCAUUCAUUGGCAGCUGUGCGCCCUUCUGCCAGCACCAGGGCAAACACGGUGCUGGAGAGAGUGGAAGGAGCUCAGCAACGGUGGAAGCGUCAGGUGCAAGAGCAGAGGAAGACUGUCUUUGAUCGGCACAAGAUGCUGAGUUAGAGCUCACCAAGAGUUCUCAAUCCUGCGGGUUUGCUGGGCAGAUGAUAUCCAUUAGCCAGUACAAUUAGAAGUCUGUAGCUUGAA